CUGAUGCAAGACAUAUUCGGAUCAGUUCGCCGAUCUCUAGUAUUUCGACCAGCAUCCGGCGAAGAUGGAGAAUAUGGAGGAUAUGGAGGCCCGGUGGAGAAAAUAUGGUCCAGCAUUCGCAAAUCUGGAAUCGGACUCUUUUCAAGACAGUCUGUUCGUGCGUUGCCUCCGAUCCCCAAAGAUGAGGCGCCUUCGAUCCGGUGGAGGAAAGGCGAGUUAAUCGGGUGUGGCGCAUUCGGGCGAGUCUAUAUGGGGAUGAAUCUUGAUUCCGGAGAGCUUCUUGCCAUUAAGCAGGUUUCAAUUGCUGCGAAUAGUGCUUCAAAAGAAAAAACGCAGGCUCACAUCAGAGAGCUUGAGGAAGAAGUGAAGCUUCUGAAGAAUCUCUCACAUCCAAACAUUGUUAGAUAUUUGGGAACUGCAAGAGAAGAUGAGUCAUUGAACAUUUUGUUGGAGUUUGUGCCGGGAGGGUCCAUUUCGUCACUCUUAGGAAAAUUUGGAUCCUUCCCUGAGUCUGUUAUAAGAAUGUAUACAAAACAGCUAUUAUUAGGAUUGGAAUACCUUCACAAAAAUGGUAUUAUGCAUAGGGACAUAAAGGGGGCAAAUAUCCUGGUUGAUAAUAAGGGAUGCAUUAAACUUGCAGACUUUGGUGCAUCUAAGAAAGUUGUUGAGCUGGCUACUAUGACUGGUGCCAAGUCAAUGAAGGGUACUCCAUAUUGGAUGGCUCCUGAAGUUAUUCUCCAGACUGGACAUAGCUUCUCUGCUGAUAUAUGGAGUGUUGGAUGUACUGUUAUUGAGAUGGCUACAGGAAAACCUCCUUGGAGCCAGCAAUAUCAGGAGGUUGCUGCUCUCUUCCAUAUAGGGACGACUAAAUCUCAUCCUCCAAUUCCAGAGCAUCUUACUGCAGAGGCAAAAGAUUUUCUAUUGAAAUGUUUACAAAAGGAACCAAACUUGAGGCCUGCUGCUUCAGAAUUGCUGCAGCAUCCAUUUGUAUCUGGGGAGUAUCAGGAACCUCAUCCAGUGUUUCAAACUUCAGUUAUGGAAAAUUCUGGAAACAUGAUGGCAACAUCUGAGACAGACCUUAAGAGCUUCCCAAACCCAGUAAUCAGAAGGUCAAACUGCACAAGCUCAAAUAAUGUUUGUAACAUGGGUAGUGUGAGAUGCUCAACUGUAUACCCUGAGAAGUUUUCAGGAACUGGACCCCUUUGGGGAGCAAACAGUUGUGAUGAUGACAUGUGUCAGAUUGAUGAUAAAGACGAUUUUAUAGUUCAUCAAUCAGUAAAGUUCGGUUCAGCCAUUCUUUCUGAUCAUCUAAAUAAGAGUUUUAACCCUAUGUGUGAGCCCACUGAUGAUUGGCCAUGCAAAUUUGAUGAGAGUCCAGAGUUGACUAAGAGCGGAGCAAACUUAUCCUCUCACCAAACCAUUAGUAAGCCUGCUGGCAGCCCUAGAGCAUCUAAUGAGAGGGAGAAUGACUUCACAUUUCCAUGUGGGCCAUUAGUUGGAGAUGAUGAUGAUGAAGUUACAGAGUCAAAAAUUAGAGCCUUUCUAGAUGAAAAGGCCUUAGAUUUGAAGAAGCUUCAAACGCCACUAUAUGAAGAAUUUUACAACAGCACAUUGAAUGCAGCUGGUCCUCCAAGUGCUGUUGGGAAAUCACAUGACAAUGUUACAAAUUUUUUGAACUUACCACCUAAAAGCAGGUCACCAAAUCAAACCCCUACCAGAAGGUUGUCAGCUGCUGUUGAUGCUGCCUGUAUUUCCAACUCUGCAAAUCAUACAAAACGUGGAUUAAAUGUUGGCACUAUAAGUGAUAGAACUUUGAAGGAAAUUCAGUCGCCUCAGCUGAGUGAAUGGAAAGAGCUUCUUCUUGAUGCCCAGCAGGAACCAGUCAGUUUAAGCACAAACUUCUCUGAGAGACGAAGAAAAUGGAAAGAAGAGCUUGAUCAAGAGCUUGAGAAGAAACGAGAAUUGUUGCGCCAGGCAGGUGUUGGAGGGAAGACAGCAUCUCCAAAGGAUCAGAUUCUAAAUCGGCCAAGAGAGCGGUUAAGAUUUGCAUUCCCAGGAAAAUGAGUA
Molecule: messenger RNA, 2067 nt
Organism: Vitis vinifera (wine grape)
Lineage: Eukaryota; Viridiplantae; Streptophyta; Magnoliopsida; Vitales; Vitaceae
Gene: MAP3K
Product: mitogen-activated protein kinase kinase kinase
Biological process (GO): protein phosphorylation
Molecular function (GO): protein kinase activity; ATP binding
Source: RefSeq, marked provisional